Molecule: messenger RNA, 951 nt
Organism: Penicillium cataractarum
Lineage: Eukaryota; Fungi; Ascomycota; Eurotiomycetes; Eurotiales; Aspergillaceae
Product: TDA10 family protein
Exons: 5
Coding region: 1-951 (316 amino acids)
Cellular component (GO): cytoplasm
Source: RefSeq, a predicted model, not a curated record
AUGCCAGAAAUCGUGGACGACAAGUCGCAACAUUGCAUCCCAUUUCUACUGGAGCGCUUGCGCAUCCAUACCGAACGGCACGCCAAUGCCGACGGUAAUACCCCGCCGUUCUUUCUGGGGCUCAAUGGCGUGCAGGGCGCCGGCAAGACCGUGUUGGUCUCAACCUUGCAAAAUACGCUCCGCUCCGAGCCGUACUCGCUCUCCGUGGUGACAUUAUCGUUGGACGACAUCUAUCUGACCCACGCCGAUCAGGUUGCCCUAGCACAGGCGCAUCCCACGAAUCCUCUCCUACAGCACCGUGGUCAACCCUCGACUCAUGAUCUUGCGCUAGGUGAGCAGGUCUUUGCUUCGCUCGCGGCGGAGCGACCGACGGCUAUUCCACAGUAUGACAAGUCUGCCUUUGCCGGACAAGGCGACCGUGUCCCUCAAUCGCAAUGGGAGGUUGUGAAUUCCGACGGCCAGAAGAAAGUCAAAGUGGUCAUUUUUGAAGGAUGGUGCGUCGGUUUCCGCGCCUGGGAUGAUGAGACUCUUCGCGCCAAGUGGGAGGAUGCAGUGCGACAAAAGGAAACCGGCGACUACCAAGGGCGAUUGGGACAUGUCAAGUUUGAGGACGUAAAAACAGUGAACGACGCAUUGAAGCAAUAUGAUGCUUUGACAGAUAAACUCGAUGCACUGAUCCACAUUGACGCCCAGAAUCUCCGAUUUGUCUACGAAUGGCGACAGGAACAAGAACGUACCUUGCGCGCGGCCAAGGGCACCGGCAUGACCGAAGAACAAGUCAAUCAUUUCGUGGAUGGCUAUUAUCCUUCUUAUGAACUCUUCACUGAAACUCUCCGCGAGGGGGUCUUCAAGCCGAACAAUACAUCUGCGGAAACAUCGGACUGGCAGGGUAGACAGCUCCGCUUGGUGGUGAACCGUGAUCGGAGGGUGCAGGAAGUCAUUCAGAUUUGA